GACUAAUUCGGGCGGAAGUAGUUUUGCAGCCUCUUUUCCGGCGGCCAUAGCGGAAUAAUCGGUAGGCCAUCAUGAAGAUCAAUCGGUUUGUGACCUCCUCCCGGCGUAAGAACCGCAAGAGGCACUUCAAUGCCCCGUCACACAUCCGCAGAAAGAUAAUGUCUUCACCUCUGUCCAAAGAGCUCCGCCAGAAGUACAACGUAAGGUCCAUGCCCAUCCGGAAGGACGAUGAGGUCCAGGUGGUCCGGGGACACUACAAAGGCCAGCAGAUUGGCAAAGUUGUCCAGGUAUACAGGAAGAAAUACGUCAUCUACAUUGAGCGUGUGCAGCGUGAGAAGGCCAAUGGAACCACCGUUCAUGUGGGCAUCCACCCUAGCAAGGUUGUGAUCACCAGGCUAAAGCUGGACAAGGAUCGCAAGAAGAUCCUGGAGCGCAAAGCCAAGUCACGGCAAGAGGGCAAGGACAAGGGCAAAUACAAGGAGGAGACCAUUGAGAAAAUGCAAGAGUGAACAUUACCUUUUUGCUAACAAUAAAAGUCCACGAAAAAAAGA
This is a messenger RNA of Ictalurus furcatus (blue catfish), 551 nucleotides long. RefSeq names its product ribosomal protein L26 (gene rpl26). The coding region runs from base 72 to 509 and encodes 145 amino acids. Gene Ontology annotation, cellular component: cytosolic large ribosomal subunit; ribosome. The record is from RefSeq and is a predicted model, not a curated record. Gene Ontology annotation, biological process: cytoplasmic translation; ribosomal large subunit biogenesis. NCBI's taxonomy places the organism in Eukaryota, Metazoa, Chordata, Actinopteri, Siluriformes, Ictaluridae. The transcript is spliced from 4 exons. Gene Ontology annotation, molecular function: structural constituent of ribosome; RNA binding.